UCUUUGCGAGCAGAGAACACGCCGAGGAGAGGAAGGACACGCGCUUACGCAUACAUAGACAUUGAAAAAGGAACGAGGGAGCGCGCGCACACACUCACUCAAGCCUCUAUCGUUUCGCUGUCCCUGUCCGACGAAAGACCCCAACACUUGACUCUCAUCGUGAAACCAAGUCACAUUACACGUUCGCCCUCCGACCUGACCGUUCCAUGACCGUGAUCAUCCCUUAAAAAUUUUACAAGUUUGACGUAUUUUAUUCGUUAUCAUUAUCUCAAUUAUCAAAUUUAAAAGAGGAGGAUUCUUACGAUAUUCCUUAAUGUCGAGUUUUUAAGAUUUAAACGAACGUUCGGCGUGUUGUCUUGAAAGUGUCAAAUAAGUUCACUUUGAGAAACGAGUGAUUCGAAAUUAUUUUCUAUUCAAAGAAGAGGAAAGAUAAGUAAUAUUGAUCGAUCAAAAAUUUUCUACGUUCUGCGUUUCUAGGAUCUUCGAAGCUAGGAAUCUAAACGAACGGAUAAUGCUUUAGAAUGUUGUCCUCUUCAAUAUCGGCUACUCCGUUCAGCGUACGUGAUAUCCUUAACGAGGAUCAACAGUUUGCAGUAAUGGAGUGUUAUCCUCAUCAUCAACAUCAACCUCAUCAUCAACAACAACAACAACAACAUCAACAACAACAGCAACAGCAACAGCAACAACAACAGCAACAGCAGCAGCAACAACAACCACAACAACCUCAUAUACCACAGGAUUAUUACGCGUACAACGUGGUGCCUGACAAUAAUUGGGACACGGACAAAUUCAAGGAACAAGGGGUGCCUGGUUAUUCUCAUUAUUCCGAAUUAAAUCAUGUACAUCAGCUGAGUCAAGUCGUCCCGCCUUAUCAAGAAACUCCUGUCACCGAAGAUGGGAACAUCGUGACGUCAAGCAAAACGGAAUUGCGAAAGAGUCAGUCCGGUAAAAGAACGAAAAGAAAACCAAGAGUAUUAUUUUCGCAGACACAAGUUUAUGAAUUGGAACAACGUUUCAAGCAACAACGAUACCUAAGUGCACCAGAACGUGAAAUGUUGGCGCAGAGUUUGAAGUUGACAAGUACUCAGGUGAAAAUCUGGUUCCAGAAUCGUCGUUACAAGAACAAACGUGCGAGACUCGAGGACGCUGAGAAACUUCAGGCACAGGGUAUGAAGAAUCAAUCGUUGAAGAAAAUUUCUGUACCCGUUUUGAUAAAAGAUGGUAAACCGAACGUUCACGAAGCUUACAACGUACCAUAUUGGUCGAACGUCCGACCGGACAUGUCAAUGAACAUUCAAGGAGACUUUAGAAGUUCUGAAUCGAUCGUUAGAUUGAGCCCAGAGUUCAGAACAAGUUCGAGCGAGAUGAGAAUGGAUUCGAAUAUCAGUCCGGAGUACAGAAAUGAAGUCAAUUCUGAUCAUAGCAAUAGGUCUGUACUUAACAUUGACGUACAACAAAGACAACAAAUGUUGCCGAACAACGAAUACAGAUCCAAUUACGUUACGGAUAUUCGUCCUGGUGUUCACGAGUGUGUCAGAACGAUCAAGACCGAAUACAAAGGUACAACAAAUCCUGUUAACGACGUAACCUUUCCCGAUUUGAAAUGUGUACCGGCGGAUAACAAAAUGGUAGCCGAGUGUCGAGCUGGUAUAAUGGAUGUCUCCAGUACCGAGUAUGGUUUCACGAAUUAUAUCAGUCCGUUGAAUUAUCCGAUGCAAUAUGUGAACACGAUCGACGCACAAAUAUCGUCAGGAAUUGAUCAAAAUCUUCAACGAUUGUGGUAAAUCGAAGAUUAACACUGGUGAUUUUACCUACGACGUACGAACUUAAAUAAGUGUUUACAUUUUUUUAUUGACGAAAACACAUCGACCAAUGAAAUCCGAUUUUUGGAUUAAUUAUUAGAUUGUAAUAUUAAUAGAGAAGACAAAAACGAAGACGAUAUUGAUGGAACGACGAAUCUCCGAAAUUUUUAU
Vespa mandarinia (Asian giant hornet) is the source of this 1973-nucleotide messenger RNA. RefSeq lists its product as uncharacterized. Gene Ontology annotation, biological process: regulation of transcription by RNA polymerase II; cell differentiation. Gene Ontology annotation, cellular component: nucleus. NCBI's taxonomy places the organism in Eukaryota, Metazoa, Arthropoda, Insecta, Hymenoptera, Vespidae. The record is from RefSeq and is a predicted model, not a curated record. Gene Ontology annotation, molecular function: RNA polymerase II cis-regulatory region sequence-specific DNA binding; DNA-binding transcription factor activity, RNA polymerase II-specific.